AACACUCCUCAACGAUUUCCUAUAAUCAUCAAUCUCUCUCUCUCUCUCUCUCUAUCUCUAUUUCCUUAUUCCUUAAAACUAAGGUCGUGUUUAGUUCAUCAUUAAAACAUGGACACACCCAAUGGCAACCUCGUAAAUCACGAAUCCACUUUUUGCUUGACUACCAGUGCUGCUAAUGGUGUUGUUGCUCCUCAUGACCCACUCAAUUGGGGUGCAGCUGCUGAGUCACUCAAGGGGAGUCACUUGGAUGAGGUGAAGCGCAUGGUGGCGGAGUACCGGAAGCCGGUGGUCCGUCUCGGCGGCGAGACACUCACGAUCUCACAGGUUGCUGCCAUCGCCACCCACGACCAUGGCGUCAAGGUGGAGCUAUCAGAGUCUUCCAGGGCUGGUGUUAAGGCAAGCAGUGACUGGGUCAUGGAUAGCAUGAACAAUGGCACUGACAGUUACGGUGUCACCACUGGCUUCGGUGCUACCUCUCACCGGAGAACAAAACAAGGCGGUGCCUUACAGAAGGAGUUAAUUAGGUUUUUGAACGCUGGAAUAUUUGGCAAUGGUACAGAGUCCAAUUGUACCUUACCACACACAGCAACUAGAGCAGCAAUGCUAGUGAGAAUUAAUACUCUUCUUCAAGGGUAUUCAGGCAUAAGGUUUGAAAUUUUAGAAGCUAUAACCAAGCUUCUAAACAACAACAUUACACCAUGCUUGCCACUUCGGGGUACAAUUACAGCUUCUGGUGAUCUUGUUCCCCUUUCUUACAUUGCUGGUUUGUUAACUGGCCGACCCAAUUCCAAGGCUGUUGGACCCUCUGGAGAGAUUCUUAAUGCCAAGGAAGCUUUUCAAUUUGCAAGCAUUGGUUCUGAGUUCUUUGAAUUGCAACCAAAGGAAGGUCUUGCCCUUGUAAAUGGCACUGCUGUUGGUUCUGGCCUAGCUUCUAUUGUUCUCUUUGAUGCAAAUGUACUAGCUGUUUUGUCUGAAGUUUUGUCAGCAAUUUUUGCUGAAGUGAUGCAAGGGAAGCCUGAGUUCACUGACCAUUUGACUCAUAAGCUAAAACACCACCCUGGUCAAAUUGAGGCUGCUGCUAUUAUGGAACACAUUUUGGAUGGAAGCUCUUAUAUGAAAGCAGCUAAGAAGUUGCAUGAGAUGGAUCCUUUGCAAAAGCCUAAACAAGAUCGCUAUGCACUUCGAACUUCACCUCAGUGGCUUGGUCCUCUUAUUGAAGUGAUUAGAUUCUCUACCAAGUCAAUUGAGAGAGAGAUUAACUCUGUCAACGACAAUCCUUUGAUUGAUGUUUCAAGGAACAUGGCCUUGCAUGGUGGUAACUUUCAGGGAACCCCUAUUGGUGUCUCAAUGGAUAAUACCCGUUUGGCUAUUGCAUCAAUUGGAAAACUCAUGUUUGCUCAAUUCUCUGAGCUUGUCAAUGAUUUUUACAACAAUGGGUUGCCUUCAAAUCUCUCUGCUAGUAGGAAUCCAAGCUUGGAUUAUGGUUUCAAGGGAGCUGAAAUUGCCAUGGCAUCUUAUUGCUCUGAGCUCCAAUAUCUUGCUAACCCUGUAACAACCCAUGUCCAAAGUGCUGAGCAGCACAACCAGGAUGUGAACUCUUUGGGUUUGAUUUCAUCUAGAAAAACAAACGAGGCUAUUGAGAUCCUGAAGCUUAUGUCUUCCACUUUCUUGAUUGCACUAUGCCAAGCAAUUGAUUUGAGGCAUUUGGAGGAGAAUUUGAAGAACACUGUCAAGAACACUGUGAGCCAAGUUGCUAAGAGGACUCUUACCACAGGUGUCAAUGGAGAACUCCAUCCUUCCAGAUUUUGUGAGAAAGAUUUGCUGAAAGUUGUUGACAGGGAGUAUAUAUUUGCCUACAUUGAUGACCCCUGCCUUGCUACAUACCCAUUGAUGCAAAAACUAAGGGAAGUGCUUGUGGAUCAUGCAUUAGCCAAUGCAGAAGGUGAGAAGAACUUGAACACAUCAAUCUUUCAAAAGAUUGCAACAUUUGAGGAUGAGUUGCAAACUCUCUUGCCAAAGGAGGUUGAAAGUGCAAGGCUUGCUUAUGAGAAUGGCCAAUGUUCAAUUCCAAACAAGAUUAAGGAAUGUAGGUCCUACCCAUUGUACAAGUUUGUGAGAGCAGAGUUAGGGACAGCAUUGCUAACCGGAGAAAAGGUCAUAUCACCAGGUGAGGAGUGUGACAAAGUGUUCACAGCAAUAUGCCAGGGUAAAAUUAUUGAUCCUCUUUUGGAAUGUCUUGGAGAGUGGAAUGGUGCUCCUCUUCCAAUUUGUUAGUUCAACCCGUUUCUUUGAGAAGUGUUUUCUUUUUCUUUUUCUUUCUAUAUAUGUAUUUGUAUUGAUAAACAUUUGGUUUGUCUAUAAGCCUAUGGCAAAUCAAUCUAGACUUGUAAUUGAUAUUGUAAUAGAAUGUCAUUUGUUUGUCAUAGUUCUGGGUGCAAAUAUAAUAC
Molecule: messenger RNA, 2447 nt
Organism: Gastrolobium bilobum
Lineage: Eukaryota; Viridiplantae; Streptophyta; Magnoliopsida; Fabales; Fabaceae
Product: phenylalanine ammonia-lyase
Exons: 2
Coding region: 109-2274 (721 amino acids)
Biological process (GO): L-phenylalanine catabolic process
Cellular component (GO): cytoplasm
Molecular function (GO): phenylalanine ammonia-lyase activity
Source: RefSeq, a predicted model, not a curated record